Molecule: messenger RNA, 1248 nt
Organism: Sclerotinia sclerotiorum 1980 UF-70
Lineage: Eukaryota; Fungi; Ascomycota; Leotiomycetes; Helotiales; Sclerotiniaceae
Exons: 4
Coding region: 1-1248 (415 amino acids)
Biological process (GO): phospholipid catabolic process
Molecular function (GO): hydrolase activity, acting on ester bonds
Source: RefSeq, a predicted model, not a curated record
AUGGCACCACGGAUAAUUCAUGGAAAAAUCGGAUCAAGAAUGUUGUUGUUCUUGUUGAAGAGAAUAGAUCGUUCGACACAUUCGCGGGUGGUCUUAGCUAUAACCCAUCCAUUGAUGGGUUAUUGCACCACAAUUACUGCAAUUCAAUACCCUACGCAAAAAGCGGAUGUUUGUGCUGGACCUCGUGCCAAAGAUGUUGCAGCAGAUGAUCCAAAUCAUAGUAUUAGUGGUAUCAACAUGCAACUCUUCACAACAUGGCAUCCGGAUGGAACACAACCCCAAAAUAUGCGUGGUUUCGUGACGGAACAAUCCUUCACCUUCGACACCUUCAAUAAAACUCGCGCUGCCGAAGUCAUUAACUACUAUACUCCCGAGCAGAUAAAAGUUUUCAGUACGAUGGCUGAGAACUUCGUACUCUUCGACCGCUGGUUUGCUUCUGUACCUGGUCCUACCAACCCCAAUCGUGCCUACAUAACGAGUGGGACAUCCUUUGGACACGGAUCAAAUGAUGACUCCUUCGACACAUAUGGAUUACCCGUCAAAUCCAUCUUCGAACAACUUUCGGAAAACAACAUCACCUGGAUGAAUUACCAGAACUCUACCCUCGGUCCGGGACUCGGUUUCAACCCUGAUGCGGCCUUUUAUACCUGGACCAAGACCAGUGGUAAAGACAAAACUAACAUCGCACCCUUAACAAAAUUUUACGAGGACGCGGCUGCGGGUUCUCUCCCGCAAUUCACAUACAUCAACCCAGAAUGUUGUUCCUACCAGUCCUAUCAUCCCCCAUCACCCAUUAGCCUAGGAGAAACUUUCAUCAAAGGAAUCUACGAAGCUGUCCGCUCCUCACCACAAUGGAACGAAACGCUUUUCGUCCUCACAUUCGACGAGCACGGCGGUUUUGGCGAUCAUGUUCCUCCACCAACGAACGUCCCCGCUGGGGAUAAUGUCACAUACACUGAAAAAGCGCCGGACGGAAAAGACAUGACGUUUGAUUUCACACGUUUGGGCCUCCGGGUUCCGACGCUUUUGAUCAGUCCGUGGGUUGGUAAGGGACUGGUGGAGAAUAAGGGGAAGAAUAAGGGAGGCGAAUAUACGCAUACGAGUAUUAUUGGAUUUUUGGAUGAGUUGUGGGGUUUAGAGCCAUUGACACCUAGAGUUGGCUGGAGUAGUACUUUUGAGAAAUUGAUUACGAAUAAGUUGAGGACGGAUACGCCGGUUACAUUACCGGAUCCUGUGGUUUUUGGUUAA